Molecule: messenger RNA, 1007 nt
Organism: Schistosoma curassoni
Lineage: Eukaryota; Metazoa; Platyhelminthes; Trematoda; Strigeidida; Schistosomatidae
Source: the annotation of a GenBank genome assembly
UCGAAGACACAAGAUAUUCAACACCAAGGUUACAGAGAUAGUUGAAUAUAACAAAUCGUUGUGGUCAACAAGUCGUACAGGCUUUGUGAUAUAAAAGUCAUCAUUAUUUAGUGGAGUGCACUACAGGGAGUGGAUUAUGGUAGUGUAACAUUGAGGGACGACCGAAGUUUUAUUAGUUCAGAUAAACAGCUCAACUGAAUAGUAAUCUGUUUCAACUCAGAAUGGCCAUUGGAAAUAUCUCCGUUAUCGUGGCAAUAUUUACAACUCUAUUACUCAACACUUGCAAAUCUAUGAAGGAAUAUUCACUUAAAACCACCAUCACACAGCGAGGUGAUCUGGUCAAUGUAACUAUCUUCAACUUCACUGAUUCUAACACCGAUGCAUUUGAAAAUUGGAUUGAGGUAUCAGAUGGAGGGAGAUCUAAGGCUACACUAGUAAAACUUGAAGGACAGAAUUAUCAAUCAGCGAUUUUCUUUUUUCUUCUCGCCCCACGAGAAAAUGGACCAAGCUUUGCUGGAGUUGACAGGAUAGUACAGAUUGAUGUUUUGCCAGCAUAUGACGGUGUCAUCAUUGAUCUAUAUAGACAAGGUCCACAUUCUCAUUUCAGAUUGUUCUAUGGUGAAUGUUCGGAUACAUGCAAUUGUAUAUCUAACGAAUUAGUCUUCGAGACGUCUGGAAAGCGAGAACAAGUGAAAAUACCAUUCCGUAAUUCUUCAGCCUAUCUUCAUGGAACACCACUAUCUAAUUCAAAGUGCUCAGGAUUAACUCAGAAGUCACAUAUCGGUAUAAAAGUUAAUGGAGGAAGCAAUGCGCCGAAAAACCAACUUGGUCCAGGUUCCAUUGAAAUAUUCACUAUUUCAGCAUAUAAGGAAAGGUCAAAUGCCAGCUUAAAGAAAUCAAGCUUAUAGGAAUUUCAGACUUUUUGAUGCGUAAUACUUAUUGAUACUAUGAUUGUGUUUUGUUUGUAUUAAGUAGCUUUAUCAAUAAAUGUCACACAUCUGCCUGAG